AUGGUCUCUAACACCGCCACCAACAAUAACAAUAGUGACACAUUGGUGAUGCCAAUGUCGUCAUCUGCACAACCACCAUCUGGUAGGUAUGUGGAUCAUCAUCAAGAUCCAUUGGAGGACCUUACCAAAUCCUUCUCCAAAAAACAAAUGGGUAGACCCUUGGGCUCUAAGAACAAGCCCAAAACAUGCAUUAUUAUCGAGGAAGACACACAAAACUUCAUAGAGUGGGUAGGGCUUGAGAUCCCAAUAAGAGAAGAUAUUAUAGUGAAUAUAAUAAAAUUCGAUCAACAACUUCAACAUAACAUAAUUGUUUCGGGGGUUUCGGUCUUAUCUCUAACGUUACCAUUCUUGAUCCACGAGUUUAUGGUCUCUAACACCGCCACCAACAAUAACAAUAGUGACACAUUGGUGAUGCCAAUGUCGUCAUCUGCACAACCACCAUCUGGUAGGUAUGUGGAUCAUCAUCAAGAUCCAUUGGAGGACCUUACCAAAUCCUUCUCUAAAAAACAAAUGGGUAGACCCUUGGGCUCUAAGAACAAGCCCAAAACAUGCAUUAUUAUCGAGGAAGACACACAAAACUUCAUAGAGUGGGUAGGGCUUGAGAUCCCAAUAAGAGAAGAUAUUAUAGUGAAUAUAAUAAAAUUCGAUCAACAACUUCAACAUAACAUAAUUGUUUCGGGGGUUUCGGUCUUAUCUCUACCGUUACCAUUCUUGAUCCAGUAUCCUGGGACCCAUUAUUAUCCAUCGAAGAACCCAUACAUAUGA
This is a messenger RNA of Vicia faba (fava bean), 765 nucleotides long. The record is from the annotation of a GenBank genome assembly. NCBI's taxonomy places the organism in Eukaryota, Viridiplantae, Streptophyta, Magnoliopsida, Fabales, Fabaceae.